This is a messenger RNA of Oldenlandia corymbosa var. corymbosa, 6185 nucleotides long. NCBI's taxonomy places the organism in Eukaryota, Viridiplantae, Streptophyta, Magnoliopsida, Gentianales, Rubiaceae. The record is from the annotation of a GenBank genome assembly.
UAAAAGUAUCGCAAUAGUAUAAUGAGAAUUUCACUGAGCUCGACGUUCGCCCCUUUUAUAUUUAUUCCCCCUACCUCACUCCCAAGUCUAGUAUGGGUGCAGAUAAGUUGAAGGAAAACGUUUUGUCGAAAAAGUCCGUCUGCAAGAGAUGCUGUCAUUGAUAGAUUUGUAAUAUGAAAUAGAUUUUAGUGAAUAUGUAACUUGAUAUUUGGAAUUAGCAGUUGAAAGUGAUUUUAUUUAAUAAAAUUUAUUGAACUAAUUUAGAAUUUAUACUCAAAGGUAAAUAAAAGCAACGCACAUUGGACGAGAGCCCGGUAGACGGCUCAACUCGUCUGAGCAUGGCGUAUAAUAAUAGGAAGGUGAGUUAGGUCGUUACAGGCCGGCCAAGCGUCUAAUUCAGACCUAAAGCAAAAACCUCCAGUAUCCCAACCCUUGCGCAUCUCUAUCCACGAAAUUGGCAGAGUUUGUAUAAUCACCAUUCAGGUUUUAUAAUGGACAAAAUGGACUUGUCUUAAAAAUGCUGCAGGCUAGAAUCCACAAGUAGGAGAUCUACAGAUUGAAGUAAUGAUGACAAUAAAGGUAAAGUUUUGCAGGAUGACAUUGACACAAAAUAUACAACACGCUACAUCAACUAAAACAACAUUUGCCAGCCGCAUAUGCAUUUGCAUGGUAGGAUUCCAUUUGCGGCACCAUAUACAUAUAUCUCUGCAUUAUGGGAGUUAAAUUUAAGAAAAAGGGGACGUAAAAGGUACGCAUGCAAUGUAUCCAAAAUGAAUUCUGCACUUGAGGAUGAAUCUCCAAAAUUUGACCUGAUCAGAGGAUGGUCUAGGUGAUGAUAAUGAAUUCCGUACUUCAUCAUCUUCAAUGGGCUAGUUUCUUCAAGUGCUGCAGUAGCUUUGCUUUGAUCCAUUGCCGGUCAUAUGGGAGAUAAGCUUGAACUGAAUGGUCAUAGCUGCGAAUACAGGAAACAACUUGUUGGUCAUAUUGGAAUCAAUAAAAAAUUCAGACGAAUAGAAUUUGCCUAGCCAGCGAUACAAUACUGAGCCUUUCUUUCAAAAUCUAUUUGACUGACAAUAUAUCCACACAAGAAAAGAACUAGAGGAGUUGCAAAGUGGACAGUCUAAAUAACAAAGACAUACACAGCCAAAAAGAAUGUCCAGACAAGAUUGGAGUAUAGAGAGAGACAUACACCAGGGCACUCAUGUCUGCCAACCCAUCAAUGAAAUUGUAAAGAUCUGAAAUGUCAUAAUUAAUAUUCCUGAUUGUUGGGUUUAGGUCUUUGAGUUUCCUUUCAUACAGUCCACAAAUUCCUGCAGUCAGAACAAUACGGUCAUUUAUUUCAAACAAUAAGGAAACAUGAAUAACAAGACAUGACUGCCAGGUAAUCAAUAUACCUACUAACCACAAGGUAAUGAACAUUAAACAUCUAAUCAGGAGAACACCUCAUACACUUUCCAGAUUUCACCAGGAAUCUAAAAAGCAAGAGUUCAAUAGCUCCACACCAUCUACUUCACUAAAACAGAAUAUUUCACUGGUAUGGUCUUAUUGCAAUUUACUUAAUUCACCUAUUGCAUAAAAAAGAAUAUUUAUAUAGUAAGUGACCUGAUAUAGUCUCUGAAACACAGUAAAGAUAUGGACUUUUUAAAUUAAGGACAACAUAGCUCAAGUACAUUGGAAGCGGACUAGAAAAACCCAAACAUACUAAUGUCUUCACAAAAUCAAUGACUGCAUACCAUCCAUUGCCUGACUUAUGGAGUUAUAAUCCAUAAAGGUACGAGUUGCUCGGCUCUGUGAAGUCUGCAUAAGAACAAUUGUAUGCCUGUUCCCUGACUAUGUACAAGGAGAAGAUAUGUAUGGGGAUCAGAACACUAAGUUUAACACGUAAAUUAACAGCUAAAGCAGACACAAUAAAAAAGUAUCACAACAUAUUUUCUAAAGCAUGUUACACUACAAGUUAUGUUGCGUUUUGCUACCUCUCUCCAGUAAAUAUAUCAUUUAAACCUGUGCCUUACAAGUCAGGCGAUCAGUUUUGCAAUAUUUUCAAGUUAGGAAACAAAAAUUGGAUCUUGUAGCGAGAAAUGAUAUGAUAUCAAAACAAAACCCACGAGAGUAUUCUGGGCACUUCAUCACUCAAAAAAAGUAAGCUCUUUCUCCAGUCAAAGUAAGAUAGAGUAAGAUUUCCCAGACAUUAAAUGGGCGCAGAAUCAACAAAAGAGAGUCUUUUCCCCCCACACAAGUUCUAUCAAUAGAUCAUAUACCAUGGAUAUUAACCAACAUCAGACCCCAAAUGCCAGCUUCUGUCAUGCAAAUUGCAAAGAUAUACGAUCGAUGAGUGCCACAAUAGUGACAACAUACAAAACUUUGUUACUGAACACCACAAUAGGCAGGUCACACAAGUAAAAAUAUAAAAAGUCAAAAUGUUUGCGGAGUCCUUUCCUCCAAUAACAACCAAUGAAAACGGACAAUCAAACCAAUGUAAUCUAUCAUGCCGUUGUGAUGGCAAGUGGCAAUGGAGGGUACCAAACUUUUUGGAAACGAGCCUCGCACAACAAUCACGGGUACUAAUUUAUCACAGAAAAAAGGACUCUACAAAACAUCCAAAACUUUCAUUUCAUCACGCAAUCAUGAACUCAACUCCCAUCAAAAUUUGAGAAUCUUCAUAUAGAAAGGUAAUUCACACAUUUAUUAAAAAAAUAAGAUCAACCAGAAAAAUGCCACUUCAAUACUUUUGGACCCUGCAGUUGAGGCCAAUCAAAUGCGAAAAUCCAAAUGUUGUUUCUAAAGGAUUACAAAAGUUCCAUCGUGAAGAUUUUUUUCUCCCCUUUAAAUAAAAAACAACAUCAGUCUAAAAUUGAGCGCACAAAAACACCAACCGAUACCCAACCUAUGAGAAUCGAUGCAUAAGACGAACAGGCAUAUCAAACCCUAAUUUAAGAACUUUAUAUGAUAUACGUUACUUGAAAAAAAAAAACUAGACAAAAAAAAUUUUUCGAACAAAACUUACAAACUUAAAAACAAAUUUAACCCCAAAAAAAAAAAAAAAAUCAGAGACAAGCCAAAUAAGGCACUUCCAAACACACUUGCAUGAUCAACAAAAAUACGGGGACUGAAAAAACCUCGGAACACCCAAACAAGAACACACACACACACACAAAAAGACGAUGCAGGAUACGAAGAAAGUAAAUCCAAAAGAUUGGUAAAGUACCAUAAUUAGUUCAAAACGGAGAAGCUCUGGAAACCACUGCCCACACCACCGGUAGAGCGAAACUGUUACUGAACCGUGUGUAGGUGAGAGAGAAAACAAGGAGCAAGGGCAGGAGAGGACUUAAAAUUGGGAAAAAUAAAUGGACUAAUAGAGAUAAGGCCUAAACUCAAAUAUAUGGGCCGGCCCAAGUUCAUAUUUUCCUUUCAGCCAUUUUUUUAUUUUAUGGUUUUGAUUGAAUGAAGAUGAUGGGGAUGGAGGAGGAAUGUCCGUCCGGCACGUGGCAGUACCAGAACUGCAGAUCCUUUUGCUGGUUCGGAAUUCGGAUUUUUACAAUGGCUGAGUUCCCUACAGUUAAGGUUCAGUUGCAUGCAAUUUCUAAUCCCACUUUACAAAAGACUCUCUCUUUUUUGUUGUUCAGGCAUGGUGUAGGAUGAGGUGUUGAGAUGUUUUGGGUUGUCAAUAUCAAGUCUUUGACACUCCGUUGUAAUAAUUUCAGGUGAUGCCACUCUUUUCCUUUCCAAUUCCACCUUCCCCUCCACGCUGGGGGAAUCCCAGGCUUGAUCAUUUUCCAUGCUAGGAAUUUUGGGAUUUCCUCUCUUUUUCGACGGCAACAGUAUUAAUUCUUCAAAUCAUAUAACUGUUCUAAGUGUAUGACUUAGGUUUCAUGAAACCCACAUUGAUUUUUGAGUGUUUGGAGUCGUGAGUUAUAAAUUUUGCGGUAAUAUGCCAAUUGACUUUAUGAAGCCCCUUGGAUUUGUAGCUUUUAGGUGUUUGCUCAUUGAUGUCAGGACUGGACAGUAUUUUUGUAUUCUUCAAAAAAAUAAAUAAAACAAAAUUGUAGUGUUGAAGUAUAUGAGUUGGGACUUGGGUGUCCACUAAUCCACAUUAGUUUUGCUUGCGAGUUAGUUUCAUGCUUUUGUUUCACACAUGCGGCGAUUAAUGUAAACUGUGAUGAACCAGGCUGAAAUUCAUGUUAUCGACUAUUCUAACUGAAAUUGUUUUAUUUUAGUAACUUUAAUUGGUAGUUUGGACUUUCCAGUUGAGAAUGAUCCCAAUUGUGGUGUACUAUCUCCUUCCAACAACCUUUUUCCCUGUUUGGCUAACUAAAUUCCAGCCCUUAGGAUCCUCCUCUGAAUAAAUUUUUAGAGAACGCCUACUCCUGUUUGCCGGGUGAUGAGGAAUAGUGGGUUAAUGGGAGACGCUUUUAUUUGUCCAAAAUGCAAUCAAUUCAUAAUAAUUUGGCGUUGGCAAACUUCAAUAGUUAAUGACUGAUUUGAUUCAAGUAUUGCUACAUUUGGACUUUCUACAUACUAUGCUUGAUUCAUCUUUGAUGAUUGGUCUGUUGACUGAUACUUUUGCUGUCAUUUAGGCAGGCCCUAGAGUUAAAUGCAAUAUUUUAAGAAAUGAAGCUGAGAUAUCCUGAAAGUUUAAAUUCUAUCUACGUGCAUGGUUUGCGAUCCUGUUUGGACGGGCAUUAUUCCUCAUCGUCCUCCGCCGUGGAAAGAUCUUAUAGGAAACGUAACCUGGCAACAUCUAGCAGGCUUUGUCAUGCUCGAGCAUUUAGCUUGUCAUCUAACUCAAACAGGAAGAAUAAUAAUAAUGAUAUCACUAGCCCGGAUGAUCCCACGGCACUUGAUGCUUACAAACAGUCCAGCGAUAACCCCCAGAAUCUCGAUGAGGACAGCAGUGUUGACGGAGUUUCAAGAGAUGCUGCAUUUGACCUCAUUGAGGUAAAGGUUGAGAAAACUGGAAAAAACCGACGAAGGAUCAAAUCCAGUAUUUCAAUGAAGGCAAGCCUCCAGAGAGUCUGGAACAUCUUGACAGACUAUGAGAGAUUGGCGGACUUCAUUCCCGGCCUUGCUGUAAGUCAGCUGCUCGAGAAGAAAGACAAAUUUGCUCGUUUGUUUCAGAUUGGUCAGCAAGAGUUGGCAUUUGGAUUAAAAUUUGAAGCGAAAGGCGUAAUUGAAUGUUAUGAAGGUGAUCUUGAGCAGUUCUCUUGUAGUCAAAUGCGCGACAUCGAUUUUAAGAUGAUCAAAGGUGACUUCCAACUCUUUGAAGGAACCUGGUCCAUUGAGCAGGUGAUUUUGCACUUUCUUCCAUCACAUGAAUGUCCUUUGCUACAUCUUAUCAAAUAAGCGCUUUUGCCCCCAGAAAUUUCAUGAGCUUUUCAUUAGUUCUUUUUAGUUCCUCACAUUAGACUACGUAGAAUUCUAGCCCCUUGCACUCUCAAAAAGUGAUUUUUGCCUUUUGUCAGACUAAAAUUUUUUGUUCAGUUGCAAUGCUGGAUAUUGGGUUGCUUUGAUGAAAUGCAAUUCUAUAUUAGCCUCAAAAUGAGUACUAAUAUUGUCUUUGUUGGAUCGGAAGGUGAAGACACGAAGAGAAUCUCUAUCCAACUUCAGCAAUAGUCCUGCUGGUAGUGCAAUUCUAGGCCAAGAUCGGACUACAACUCUCUCGUACGUUGUGGAUGUGGAGCCUAAAAUUUGGCUGCCAGUGCAUCUUGUUGAAGGGAGGCUCUGCAGAGAGAUCAAAAUGAAUCUCCUGAGCAUAAAAAGAGUCGCUGAAGAAGAAGAUACCCUAUUUUGAUUAAAAUGUGCAAAGGUCUCCUGUCUCCCCAACAUUCCUCGUUUGGGAAUUACCUUUCUUUCUGGGUAUACUGGAAUUUUGUUGCAUGAUCUGUAAGCAAAUUUUCCACUGUAGGCAAGCGUAAUUAAUUCAUAUUUGCUAGUGGCAGGCUAUUAAUAAUUUGACUUGAGCUUUUUGAAACUCGCUGUGGCGGAGCUAAGAGCUAAGUUAUUAGGUCUUCCCAGAACUAGGGGCAAUACCUUCUGCGCUUACUCUUGUAAGUGUUAGAUGAUGACAACAAACUUGUACCUUUGUACUUUUCCACAUAUAUACAUACACGUGUGGUUAUAGCAAAUAUGGCUUCUUUUUAGUACAAAUUUUAAAACUCAAUGUAGACUAUUUUUUUUUUUUUUGGGAC